Molecule: messenger RNA, 660 nt
Organism: Aspergillus niger
Lineage: Eukaryota; Fungi; Ascomycota; Eurotiomycetes; Eurotiales; Aspergillaceae
Exons: 3
Coding region: 1-660 (219 amino acids)
Source: RefSeq, a predicted model, not a curated record
AUGCGCUUCGCAAUCACCGCCGCCUCGCUAAGCCUCAUCUCUUCGGCUUUGGCCAUCACCAUCACCCAGCCCACCUCAGGCACCGAGUGGGAUUUCUCCACUCCGAAGACUAUCAAGUUCACCAGCGAUGCGAAUGAUCCGUCAGUGAUCAGCAUCAUCUUGCGAACCCAGGAUGGAUCCUUCCAGACCAAGCUGGCGGACAACGUAAAGACGUCCACGGGGGAAUACACUACCCAGCCCAACCCUAGCAUUUCCAACGGGUCUGACUAUGAAAUCGAGAUCAUCGACUCUUCGGGCGAGCUCGCUGUGAGCCCGACUUUUACUGUCGAAAAGGGUGCUUCGACCGAUGGUACUACUUCCUCCUCAUCAUCUUCUUCCACAUCCACUACAUCUUCUUCUUCCUCUUCCUCUUCCUCUUCUUCUUCCUCCACCACCACUUCCUCCUCUUCGACAUCCAGAUCGGCCACCUCUACCUCCACGUCUUCGUCGUCUUCUACGGGCACUACGCUCGCCACAUCCGCGUCUUCUACCUCGAGCUCAAACAGCACUGCCACCACAUCCACCGCUCAGCUAUCCACCGGCGCGGCUUCGUCUACAUUUAACGCUCCCCAGGGAGUCGUGGCUCUGCUUGGUGCUGCUUUGGCGCUUCUCUACGUCUGA